AUGUUUUCCCACCCUGCCGUCCUGUUCCUGUGGAUUCAGAGUGUUAGUGGAUGGAUGUAUCCUAAAUGCCACAUUUAUAACAGUGGUGAAUACUUGCCCACCUGGAACUACUGUCCUUUAGCAGAACAGUAUACUGCUGCCUGUCGAGAUGUCACAGCCAUCGAGGAGGAUCUGCUUGGACUUCCCUCUAAUAUCAAUACCCUCUGCAUAUCUAUGAAACAUGGUGAAAAUAGUUCCAUGUCUCUGGGUUUUUUCUCUCGUUUUCAGUAUUUGGAGAACCUGUACAUUGGAGGCUGUUUUCCUCAAAUCCUUCCAACUGGUAAUAGCCAGGUCCUUCCAAAUCUGCGACAUAUAUACUUUAAUGGAAUAGUCACUGGGUGCUGUGAUUGUCAUAUUGGGCCUAACGCAUUCAGAGAUCUAGUCAAGCUAAGUCAGUUGACCAUAUUGCGUUAUAGGCCAUCAGUAAUGGCACCUGAUAGUUUACAAACAUUCUGCAAACAUUCUGCUUUGGACUGAUCUUCGGUUUUGGACUGAUCUUGUUGAUCGUGUACAUACCCGCUACGAACGGACUAAAUAAUGAAAACGCUGCUGGCAGCGGAAUCCCAAUACAGCUGGGAGACUUGGCUGGAUGACAGAGUCCCGGACAGAGAGGUGGAGCCGGCCGGCUUCACCCUGGUCAGAGCGGACCGCGAUCCUGGUAAGAGAGCGACUCUGUACCCCGACAUUGAACUGCUUUCUGUGUCAUUGAACCUUACUAUUGUUGAUAAAACAAGUUUACUGGAGAACGGAGACCAAGUAGAGACUUUUGGACAAGGUGGAUAAUUGUAUAAUAUAAGGCAGUUUAUUCAGAGGUAAAGAUAUCUGGAAUCGCGUGCACGGACCCGUUCGUCAAACUCGUAGGGAGUUUAUCAGAAGAGCCCCUAAACAUUGUGUGCUGACAUUUUAUACAAUAAAAUGAAGUAGGUUGAAUCUAGUAGUUCUGAUCUUCUGAUUGGUCCUGAUGAGUUGGGCGAGGUCACCUCCAGGCUAGUGUCACUGUUGCAUUGGCUCUGAGUCGGGUUCUCUGUCUUCAGAUGUUCAGCCUAAGAGAAGAGGAUUUGUGUGUGUGUGGUGUGUGUUUGUUAUCAGUGUGUGUGUGUGUGUGUGUGUGUGUGUGUGUGUGUGUGUGUGUGUUUGUUAUCAGUGAUGAUGUGUGUGUGUGUGUGUGUUUAUCAGUGAUGAUGUGUGUGUGUGUGUGUGUGUGUGUGUGUGUGUGUGUGGGUGUGUGUGUGUGUGUCCUCAGGGCAAGAACUCGUGAGUUGGAAGAACUGAGAGACCUAUGGCGUGGGUGUUAUCCUUAGCCACCUGCUGACAAGGCUGACAAGAUAGGACUCUUGUUCAUUGUAUUGAAUACAAAGGCCCAACACAAAAUGGGUCAUGCACAAUAUUUUAGUCAGACCAAGCUAUAACAUUAUAUAUUUACUACGACAGUACAUUUUCCAUGGCAUACCUCAAUUACAAAGUGUCUUGGUUCAUGAACCCUGUGUAGAGGAUUUGUCAGAAAUACUAUGCAGAAUAAUGAAUAUAAAGUCACUUACAAAGCUAUUUGUAGAGGCACCAAAUAUACAAUCGUUAAACCAAUCAAACUGCUCCAUCUUAAACGCCAACGAAAGCAUGACACCUGUUUUCAAACAAUCUAACAAGCGCCGGAUUAGAUUUUGGUCAAAUAAACCAUAUAGAGGAAGGUGCACUGGCUUGUUUCCAGAACCUGACAAGUUUUACUGGGGGCCUAAACCAGGAUGUCCUACUGCGUCUUCCCCUGUCUGGCAUUAAGCAAAUCCAGUUCUUGGUUUUAUCUGGUCGCAAUUACAUUGAUUUUGAAAGUGUCUGUAAUGUAGUGUUUUUGCUUUCAAUCAAGGGAAUACGUUUUUCCAAUGCCAAUACAAGCAGCCUCUCCAUGUCCAGUGUUGAAUUGUGCAUUGGGCUGGAAUAUAUGGAGUUUCAUGGACAUGGACUCUUCCAUUCUACUCCCCAUUUGAAAUGGAAUUUUCUUUCCAGUCUCAAAAACCUUAAAAUAUUAUAUGUAUAUGGCCAGACACAAAACAGUCUUGACCUCUGCUCCUUCCGAAAUCAACCAAUCACAUGGUUAACACUACUCUCUUUCAGGUCGAGGAAAAUACAAACGCUUUUUGCAAAACAGUUCAGCUGUCUUGAGAACCUGCAGUCUCUAGAUUUAUCAUGUAGUUUAAUUUCAAACAUUGAAGACUUUGCUUUCCUCGGAUUGGCAAAUCUGGAGUCCUUAGACAUUACACAAAAUAAUAUAACCCAGUUAUAUGCAAACACGUUUAUUGGUUUACAUAGUUUGACAUUGUUAGACCUCAGGGAAAAUCCACAGAUCUACAAUAUUGAAGCAAUGUCUUUCGCACACCUUACAUGUCUAAGACAAGUGUUUCUGGGGUACUUGAACUAUCCACCAAGUGAAGCUGUGAUAAAGCUGAAUCUCACACUUGUAUUCAGUGACAUUCUGAGUCACCUGACUCAUUUGCACAUUAGUUCAGGUAUGAGGCCAAUGCAGUUGAUUAUUGGCAGUAACAUCACAUCUAAACAGAACCUGAGUCUCCAACUCAAUGGCCAGACAGUGUCAUUUGAAGACUGUGACAGACCUUUCUUUAAGUCUGUAACCCAUCUUAAUGUUGACGCUGAAGAAUUCCUUUGUGGAUCUGAAUUCAUGGGAAAGUACUUCAGGUCUGUGGAGACAUUUGUGUACAGGUCAAAGCUUUCAGCUAAAAGUGUUGAUUUAACAUCAAUGAAUCAGCUGAUUCACCUGAGGAAACUGACUCUAAUACAGGUGGACCUUUUAAUACAGCAUUCUGCCGACACCAUUUUCCAUAACCUGACCAAACUGGAGGUUCUGAAACUUUCAAACUGCAGGAUUGACUCUUUAGAGGGGAGUUUAACUAAAGACUUUAAAUCCUUGAAAACAUUAUAUUUGCGUAUCGAGAACAUUUAUCAUGUAAUCUACAGCUUUACCGAACCUCUCUUUAGCCUAAAGUAUUUGAUACUUGAUAUGUUACAGAUUUUUUGCAGUUGUGACAGUGCUUGGCUCAUUGCAUGGGCAAAGGGGUACAGGUCGGUUGAAGUGAUCAUGCUUAAUCAUGAACAUAUAUAUACUUUAGAGGACUUGAUAUGCUUGUCGGACAAUGGACUAGACACACCUAACUUUGUCAAGUACACAGAAGCCAACUGCACAACAGAGGUGGGCUUUGUGCUCUUUGCUGCGACUGGCCUGGGAGUCCUGUUCUUCAUGCUGGUGGUGUUGGUCCAUAACCUGGCCGGUCCUUACCUCCUCCCCCUCUACCACAUCACCCUUGGCUGGCUGUCGGAGGCGAUGCGAUCAAACACCAGGGGGCGCUACCACUAUGAUGCGUUUGUCUCCUACAGCGGAAAGGACGAGCGCUGGGUGGUGGAGGAGCUACUACCCAACCUGGAGCAGAGGGGUCCCCCUUUCCUGCGCCUCUGUCUGCACAGCAGGGACUUCCAGCUGGGGAAGGACAUUGUGGAGAACAUCACAGACAGCCUCUACCGGAGCCGGCAAACCCUCUGCCUGGUCAGCCGCCACUACCUGCACAGUAACUGGUGUUCCUUGGAGAUGAAGCUGGCCACCUCCAGGCUGCAGGUGGAGCAAAGGGACAUCCUCCUCCUGGUCUUCCUGGAGAAGAUCCCCCCUCGCCGGCUGUCUGCCCACCACAGGCUGGCUCGCCUGGUCAAGACCAGGACCUAUUUGGACUGGCCCCAGGACCCCCAUCAGCACCAGGCAUUCUGGGACAGACUGUGGGCUAAACUGAUCCCUCCUACUGAAGCUUGA
Molecule: messenger RNA, 3844 nt
Organism: Coregonus sp. 'balchen'
Lineage: Eukaryota; Metazoa; Chordata; Actinopteri; Salmoniformes; Salmonidae
Source: the annotation of a GenBank genome assembly